Messenger RNA from Mesoplodon densirostris (Blainville's beaked whale), 1940 nucleotides. RefSeq names its product ASPSCR1 tether for SLC2A4, UBX domain containing (gene ASPSCR1). Gene Ontology annotation, molecular function: protein binding. Bases 297 to 1853 code for a protein of 518 amino acids. The transcript is spliced from 16 exons. The record is from RefSeq and is a predicted model, not a curated record. Lineage: Eukaryota; Metazoa; Chordata; Mammalia; Artiodactyla; Ziphiidae.
GCUCCGGGUCCAUGGGGCGGGGGUGCUGCACUUAGGGGCUGGCGGGGGUCGCGGCCUCUGCCACCCCCACCCGAGCUCGCGGUGCUCCGAGCCCGCCUCCGAGGGCCCCCGAACCUUGUCCCCACCCCGGGGUCGCCCUUCGUCUCGGUGUGCUGUGGCUGGGUGUGCUGAGUCAUUCUCAGCACUUCACCGGGCAGCUGGCGGACGUCGAUUGCAUUACGUUGGAAAUGCUUGUUGGGCCCUGAUGUGUAGGGGACGGUGCACAUACACGGUGGUGCAGGGGGCUGAGACGAUGAAUGGUCCUGGAGGACACGUGCCAUCGGCAGGACUUCAACCCCAACGAGUACGACCUGAAGUUUCAGAGGAAUGUGCUUGACCUCUCUCUCCAGUGGAGAUUCGCCAAUCUGCCCAAUAACGCCAAGCUGGAGAUGGUGCCCAUCUCCCGGAGCCGCGAAGGGCCCGAGAACAUGGUGCGCAUUGCUCUGCAGUUGGAUGAUGGCUCCAGGUUGCAAAACACUUUCUGCUCCGGCCAGACACUCUGGGAGCUUCUGUGCCAUUUUGCCCAGAUCAGGGAGUGUCUGGACCGGCCGUGUGAGGCCAGCCCCGUCUGCGUGUACAUGAGAGAUGAGGUGACCGGCAGAGCCGCCUUGCAGAGCACGACGCUGCAGUCACUGGGCCUCACUGGGGGCAGUGCCAUCAUCAGGUUUUCCAUGAAGAGACAUGAUUCCACUGGCAAGCAGGAGCCUGGGGUCUCCUGGAGCAAAAGCCCAGGAAGCCCGACCCCUUCCUUGUUGGCCGACCAGGCAGCCAGCAGCCCUCUGUUUCCACUGAAUUCAGCGGAGCUCAGCCGGGGCAAUGUGAGCCAUCAGGAUGAGGCAGCGAGCCCGGGGGCCGGCCGCGUGGAUGGCCUGGGCCCGAAGCCGGUGGAUGCUCAGGCGAAGCAGAUCUCGAAGGAGCCCACACCAGCCCCCUUUGUUCCUUUCUCGGGUGGGGGACAGCGACUGGGGGGCCCCUCCGGAUCCGUGAGGCCUCUGAUGUCAUCUUCAGCCAAACUGCCAAAGUCCUCCAGCCCUGCAGGCCCCUCCCAGCCAAAGAAAUCGAGGCCUGGCCAGAAGCCCCAGCCGGAGCCGGAGCUGCCAGUGGACCGAGACCCUGUGGUGUGCCACCCUGACCUGGAGGUGCUGCUCCAGGCCUGGCCUGCGGAGCUGCCUGAUGAGUUCUUCGAAGUGACCGUGGAUGACGUCAGAAGACGUUUGGCCCAGCUCAAGAGUGAACGGAAGCGCCUGGAAGAAGCCCCCUUGGUGACCAAGGCCUUCAGAGAGGCUCAGAUGAAGGAGAAGCUGCAGCGCUACCCUAAGGUGGUCUUGAGGGUCCUGUUUCCUGACCGCUACAUCCUGCAGGGCUUCUUCCGCCCCAGCGAGACCGUGGGGGAUUUGCGGGACUUCGUGAGGAGCCACCUGGGCAACCCCAAGCUGCCGUUCUACCUGUUCAUCACUCCUCCAAAAACCAUCCUGGACGACCACACGCUGACCCUCUUUCAGGCAAACCUCUUCCCUGCUGCCCUUGUGCACUUUGGACCUGAGGAGCCAACAGGCAUCUACCUGGAGCCCACGCUGCUGGAACACACCAUUUCCCCGUCAGCAGCUGACGUGCUGGUGGCCAGGUCCAUGUCCAGGGCCGCUGGAACCCCACCCCCGCCGCCAGCCCCUGACCCUGCGCCCGUUGAGUUAGAGCCAACUGCUGAAGAAGGGGCAGUGGGCCCCCUUGAGCCCAGCCCUGGGACGGCCCAGCCAGUGAGGAGGGGUCUGGGCAAGGUGCCCAAGUGGCUGAAGCUGCCAGCCAGCAAGAGGUGAGAGCCGCCAGCCCAGAGGUGCCACUCUGCCAGCCGCAGGACCCCUGCCCACCCUGAGCGGGAAUAAACACGCAAGCCUCUCUUGAGA